Molecule: messenger RNA, 1244 nt
Organism: Saccostrea echinata
Lineage: Eukaryota; Metazoa; Mollusca; Bivalvia; Ostreida; Ostreidae
Product: sex peptide receptor-like
Exons: 1
Coding region: 25-1242 (405 amino acids)
Biological process (GO): G protein-coupled receptor signaling pathway
Cellular component (GO): membrane
Molecular function (GO): G protein-coupled peptide receptor activity
Source: RefSeq, a predicted model, not a curated record
CCCACCAAGCAAAGCAGCACAAGAAUGAUGGAGGGUUUGUCUGAUAGUGAUUUGGACUGGUUACAGAAUUACAUUAAGUCACAAGAAAAUGACAGUUUGUCUACCAAAGACAAAGAAAAGAAUCUAGCAAUUCCGUUUGGACUUAAUUUUCAGGAAUUUCACAACACCGACAUAUCUCUACCGAUCUAUGGGUAUGUAACACCCGCACUAUGUGUGAUUGUGUUAAUUACUAAUGUUCUUUUUGUGACCGUCUUUGCCAAACUGAAAAUGAACUCUCCAACUCACUUCGUGCUUCGCUGUAUGGCUAUCGUUGACACUUUGACAAUUGUUCUGCCUACUCCAACAUAUAUCUAUGUAUACACCAUGAGGAACUAUCAAGAAUUCAUUCCCUUUGAAGUUUGCUAUGUUUGGGAGUAUAUGACCAUUUAUCUUCCGACUAUCACACAUACAGCCUCGAUCUGGUUGACAACACUUCUGGCGGUACAAAGAUACAUCUGUGUGUCUUAUCCUCUCAAUGUCAGAUUGUGGUGCGGCAUCAAGCGGACUUAUUUCUUUGUUAUCUUCAUUUUCAUAUUGGCCACUGGCUGUCACUUGAGCAGAUUUUUUGAAUACAAAUUUAUCAAAACAAAGGUUCCGUCGCUUCUGGAUCCAAGUAAAGACGUAACCACAUGUUUUCGGACACCCUCGGACUUUGUCCACGGUGUUUAUGUGGUUGCGUAUUCCUGGGUUAGAGCUGUUGCUGUGAACAUUGUUCCGUGUUUGGCGAUGAUUGUCUUUAGUACCAUUAUGUUAGUGAGAAUUCGCGUGGCAGAGAAACGCAGGCGUACAAUCCGACGUAGGAGCACUUUUGGUUCCGGGGAAAACGAACCACGUGACAGUCGUAUCACCACGUGGUUGGUUAUUUUGAUCGUUAACAGCGUAUGCAUUGUCGAGAUGCCUAUCGCAGCUUUUUACGUGAUGGUGGCUACAAACCUGACCAGGGGCGAAAACCCUAUCUCGGAGAACUCUCAUACGAUUGAGAUCAUUCUGAAUUUGCUAGUCCAAGUUUCCUACCCUAUACAUUUUGUGCUGUACUGCACGAUGAGUGAAGGGUUUCGGUUCGCCCUUGUUGGUAUGUUUGUCAAUGCAUGGAGAAAUUUUCAGCAGAUUAUUGGUAACGAUGACAGAAACAAUGGACGUACUUCUAGGUCUAUAUCUGUUGUUUCCUCUGAUACUAGAAGUGUGAUUUUUAACACAAUAUGAUU